This is a messenger RNA of Cervus elaphus (red deer), 817 nucleotides long. RefSeq names its product keratin-associated protein 4-1-like. Bases 48 to 500 code for a protein of 150 amino acids. The record is from RefSeq and is a predicted model, not a curated record. NCBI's taxonomy places the organism in Eukaryota, Metazoa, Chordata, Mammalia, Artiodactyla, Cervidae. The transcript has a single exon. Gene Ontology annotation, cellular component: keratin filament.
AAGAAUCUCGCUCUCUAACCCACCUAGAACCUCCACCCUCUGACACCAUGGUCAGCUCCUGUUGUGGCUCCAUCUGCUCUGACCAGAGCUGUGGCCAAAGUCUCUGCCAGGAGACCUGCUGCCAGCCCAGCUGCUGCCAGCCCAGCUGCAGCAGGACCACCUACUGCCGCCCCAGCUGCGGCGUGUCCAGCUGCUGCCGCCCCGUCUGCUGCCAGCCCACCUGCCGCCCCAGCUGUGGCGUGUCCAGCUGCUGCCGCCCCGUCUGUUGCCAGACCACCUGCCGCCCCAGCUGCGGCGUGUCCAGCUGCUGCCGCCCCGUCUGCUGCCAGACCACCUGCCGCCGCACCUGCCGCGUGUCCAGCUGCUGCCGCCCCGUCUGCUGCCAGACCACCUGCCGCCCCAGCUGCGGCGUGUCCAGCUGCUGCCGCCCCGUCUGCUGCCAGACCACCUGCUGCCGCACAACUUGCUGUCGCCCCAGCUGUGGUGGAUCCUUUUGCUGAAAUCAACCAUGAACCAGUCACUAUCACAUUAGUGUGGACAUGUCAUUCAUUUUAAAUUUUCCUUGUUUUAAAAGACCACCAGCUUUAGUACCCUGUGGUGCCACUAAGCCACAAGCAAAAGGGCCCCCAUUCUGCAUUCAGGACCAUUCUUGUUCCCCACAGAUCUCUUCCCUGCAUCUAACCUCAUGUGCAUGACGCACUUGAACUAAACCUCCAAAUAUCUGACUAUUAUACUUGCCUUGACCUUCUUUAUCAUGUUAACUAUUUCUAAAUAACAGUAUCUUGAUAUAAUAAAUCAGUGUAUUCUUCUUUAGUUA